AGCCUAGCCAGGGGGCUUCUAACCCACAGAGCCGAAGGCGAUUGCCCUGGACCCCCUGCCCAAAUGGGGACCUGUCGUCCCGCCUCCUUUGCCUGCGUCACGUGGGAAGCUCGCCCCGGGGUCCUAACCGGAGCAGCCGCGCCUUCUUGCGCGCCGAGGGGGAAGUGGCGCGCGGAGGAGUAAACAGGGUAGUUCUUUGCUGGCGCUAACAGCUGGAGGGCAUCGAGGCUCCGGAUUCCAGCUGUUGGGAGGAACUUUCCCGCCGAGGCCACCAUGAACCUGUUGCUGCCGUUGCUGGUGCUCCUUGGCCCCUUCUGCCUUUCUGCCGUUUCGGGGUCCGUACAGAAAACUGUCAACAGUACCUCUGCUGCCCAUUUAAACUCAUCAACAAUAAGUAAUUCUUCAACAACAGCAAAGACCAUGACUGUUACCAAUGCCACCCAAAAAUCAGUGAAAACCACGGCUCAUCCUGACGUGACUUCUAAGAUCACAACAAUCACCAACAAGACUACCCCUGCUGCACAACCUACCAUAGCCGCUCAAACAGUUAAACCUAUAGUACCUGCCAGUACAAAGCAUUCACCAACUGAAUCUGGGACACACAAGACCAUUGCAGUUCCUGUAACGAAGCCAUCGCCCGCUUUGGUGACAAAAGUUUCAGCAGUUGAAGGCAACUCACCGGGCUUCAGUGCCGGCAGCUUCAUUGGUGGCAUUGUGUUGACUCUUGGACUUCUCGCCUUUGGCUAUAUUGGAUGCAGAAUCUAUCACACAAAAAGAGGUGUUCAGUAUCGAACCAUUGAUGAACAUGAUGCCAUUAUUUAAAGUCUGUGAUGAAAAGACAAAAGUCA
Protobothrops mucrosquamatus (brown spotted pit viper) is the source of this 848-nucleotide messenger RNA. RefSeq names its product transmembrane protein 123 (gene TMEM123). Gene Ontology annotation, cellular component: cytoplasmic vesicle. The transcript is spliced from 5 exons. The record is from RefSeq and is a predicted model, not a curated record. NCBI's taxonomy places the organism in Eukaryota, Metazoa, Chordata, Lepidosauria, Squamata, Viperidae. The coding region runs from base 274 to 822 and encodes 182 amino acids.